AUGCCUCAAUCCAGCGCCGACGCGGCGUUGGCUCGCAUGGGCUACAAGAGCGAAUUGCCUCGCAAUCUGAGCAUGCUGAGUAUUCUAGGACUCUCCUUCGCCAUCAUGGCCGCCCCCUUCGGCCUCAGCACCACCCUCUACAUCACCCUCACCGACGGCCAGUCCGUCACCAUCCUCUGGGGCUGGGUGCUCGUCGCGCUCAUCUCCACCGCCAUCGCCGCGUCGCUCGCCGAGAUCUGCGCCGUCUACCCGACCGCCGGCGGCGUCUACUACUGGAGCGCCAUGCUGUCCACCAAGGAGUGGGCGCCCAUGAUGUCCUUCAUCGACGGCUGGCUGACCCUCGUCGGCAACUGGACCGUCACCCUUAGCAUCACGUUCUCCGGUGGGCAGCUGAUCCUCAGCGCCAUCUCGCUGUGGAACGAGGACUUUGUCGCGAAUGCCUGGCAGACCAUCCUGAUGUUCUGGGCCGUCGUGGCCGUCUGUGCCGUGGUCAAUAUCUUCUUCUCGCGCUAUCUGGAUCUAAUCAAUAAAGUGUGCAUCAUCUGGACUGCGGCGAGUGUCGUGAUCAUCUUGGUCGUGCUGUUGUCCAUGGCGGAUAAUCGGAGAGAUGCCGCGUUUGUGUUUGGGCAUUAUGAUGCGUCGGAUAGUGGUUGGCCUGCCGGAUGGGCCUUCUUCGUCGGUUUGCUGCAGGCAGCAUAUACUCUGACGGGAUACGGCAUGGUGGCCGCCAUGUGCGAGGAGGUGCAGAACCCGCAUCGGGAGGUCCCCAAAGCCAUCGUGCUGUCCGUGGUGGCCGCCGGAAUCACGGGCCUGGUCUACCUCAUCCCCAUCCUCUUCGUCCUGCCGUCCGUCAAGGAGCUCCUCGGCGUCACCAGCGGCCAACCCAUCGGCCUGAUCUUCAAGACCGCCACGGGCUCCGCCGGCGGCGGCUUCGGCCUGCUGUUCCUCAUCCUCGGCAUCCUCAUGUUCGCUGGCAUCGGCUCCCUGACCGCCGCCAGCCGGUGCACCUACGCCUUCGCGCGCGACGGCGCCAUCCCGGGCUUCCGCCUCUGGCGCACGGUCCACCGGCGCCUCGACGUGCCCGUCUACGCGAUCUUGCUCUCCUGCGCCGUCAUCUGCCUCCUCGGCCUCAUCUACUUCGGCUCCACCGCCGCGUUCAACUCCUUCACCGGCGUCGCCACCAUCUGCCUCUCCACCUCGUACGGCCUGCCCAUCCUGAUCUCCAUGAUCCGCGGCCGCCAGGACGUCAAGCGCUCCUCCUUCUCGCUCGGCGCGUUCGGCUACACCAUCAACGCCAUCACCAUCGUCUGGAUCGUCCUCGCCGUCGUCCUGUUCUGCAUGCCCGUCUCGCUGCCCGUGACCGCCAGCUCGAUGAACUACGCCAGCGUCGUCUUUGCCGGCUUCGCGGUCAUCAGUAUCGGCUGGUAUAUCGUGUAUGCGCGGAAGCAUUUCACCGGCCCGCCCAUGUCGGCUGAGGAAGUCAGGGCGCAGCCGGUGAUGACGGGGAAGGCCGUUGUAGACGCGGAGCAUGCCUGUGCCGAUGAAUUGGCCGUUGCAAAUAAGGCGGAGCAAUGA
This is a messenger RNA of Aspergillus clavatus NRRL 1, 1575 nucleotides long. RefSeq names its product putative GABA permease. Gene Ontology annotation, biological process: transmembrane transport. The coding region runs from base 1 to 1575 and encodes 524 amino acids. NCBI's taxonomy places the organism in Eukaryota, Fungi, Ascomycota, Eurotiomycetes, Eurotiales, Aspergillaceae. Gene Ontology annotation, molecular function: transmembrane transporter activity. The record is from RefSeq and is a predicted model, not a curated record. The transcript has 3 exons. Gene Ontology annotation, cellular component: membrane.